AUGGCUGAUACUCCCCAGGAGGGCUGCCGCGAGCUCCGCUUCCCAUCACCCCCUCUCGCGCAACGUUCUCUCCGUAUAGCCUGCACCCCGGACACGGGACUGAUUAUUGCCUAUCUUGCAGCACAACGACACCCGAACCUGAAUCUUACCGCGGAGGAAAAGCGCGUUUUCUACCAGCUCUUUCAGGUUGCGGAUACUACCAACCUGGGCGUAAUUACCGGCGAGAUCGCUGUGCCGUUCUUCGAGAAGACACAUCUUCCCUCGGGUACCCUUGGAGAGAUCUGGCAGAUCGCGGACAAAGAGAACAGGGGUCUUUUGACUCCCUCUGGAUUUGGGAUCGUACUUCGAUUGAUUGGACAUGCACAGGCUGGGCGCACACCAUCCGACGAGCUGGCUUUGCAGCGCACGGGUGCGCCCAUUCGAGUGCCGCCCCUUCAACCCGAAGAUGCUCACAAAUUCCUCUCGUUGUUUGAGAAGUCAGAUGUCUCGAAUGGAAUGAUUUCUGGCGAGAUCGCAAAACAAAUCUUCGAACGUGCGAGACUACCCAACGAAGUCUUAGGUCGGAUAUGGAAUCUUGCGGACACAAAGCAGCGUGGAGCUCUCGAUGGCACUGAUUUCAUCAUUGCUAUGCACCUCCUGACAUCCUUCAAGUCCGGCGCUCUCCGUGGCAUUCCCCAAACACUCCCCCCAGGCCUAUACGAUGCUGCAGCUCGCCGAGGAUCCGGGAGAGGAUCUUUUGGCGCCCGUGCGGAUGUGCCCCCCGUUCCGUCGAUCCCUAAGCAGUUUACUGGUCCCCAGCGUACGAGCAGCCCGAUGAGCCCUACCACUGGUCGACCAGCAUUUGGUGGCCCACUUUCGGCCCAGUCGACUGGCGACUGGCUCAUAUCCCCCCAGGAGAAGGCGCAUUUCGAUGGCAUCUUCGAGACUGUUGAUACCUCCAGGGCUGGACUGAUUACUGGUGACCAGGCUGUUGCCUUUUUCAUGAAGGCUCAGCUGUCUGAAGAGGUCCUUGCGCAGAUUUGGGACCUUGCUGAUAUCGAUGCUGAUGGCCAGCUCAACCGCGACGAGUUUGCUGUGGCAAUGUACCUCGUGAGGCUUCAGCGUAGCGGAAAGGACCCUCUCCCGCUAGUGCUCCCCCCAGCCUUGAUUCCGCCCUCCAUGCGCCGGCAGGCUCCUAUCCCUGCUGUCGCAACUGCACCUGCACCGGCUCCUGCUCCUGCUCCAGUGCCGCGAUCUGCUGCGGAUGAUCUAUUUGGCCUUGAUUCUCCUGCGCCUCCAGUCGCCCAGACUCAGUUCCCUCAGUCUACUGGGGGCUCCAAUGCUGCAUUCCACACACCUAGUUCCCCUGCCUCCCGAGCUUCUCCGCCCAUGGGAUCGUCAACAUUCAGGCCUUUCAUUCCGACCUCGACUUUCGGCCAGAGCUUGCAGCCUCAAGCAACAGGCGCAUCCGCAGGAACGCCGAUCGCUGCCCGUUCUCCCCCGCCUCCGCCUGAUGAUCUGCUAGGAGACAAUGAUCCCGAGGAGUCAAAAAAGCUUACUCAGGAGACUAGUGAUCUUGCCAACUUGUCUAACCAGAUUGGGUCUUUGGCGAAGGAGAUGCAUACCGUGCAAGAGAAGCGCACCUCAGCUGAACAGAACCUUUCGCAGACCUCGCAGCAGAAGCGUGAUUUUGAGGCGCGCCUUGCACAGGCGCGUGCUAUGUAUGAGCAGGAGGUGACAAACUUCAAGGCUCUCGAGGAGCGUCUCAAGGCUUCCCAGGCUGAGACCACGAAGCUGCAGCAGGAUUAUGCUUUGAUUGAGGGUAGCCGCCAGGACCUGCAAAACCAGUACACCCAAGUUUCGGCCGCCCUGGCUGCCGAUCAGCAAGAGAAUGCAAGUCUGAAGGAGAAGAUCCGCCAGGCCAAUGCAGAGGUUGCUCAGCUCAAGCCGGCGCUGGAGAAAGCCCGGUCUGAUGCUCGCCAGCAGAAGGGCCUUGUUGCAAUCAACAAAAAGCAGCUUGUCACCGUCGAGGGUGAGCGUGAUAAGAUCCAAGGCGAGAUGGACAGCCUUGCCAGGGACACUCCCCAGUACACGGAGGAUUCUGGUACUCCCGUUAGCGCCGCUGCCGAGAUCGCCAGCCCUGCUGUCUCUACUGCUAGCCAGAACACGAACCCGUUCUUCCGACGGACCGCGACUGGCAGCUCGAGCGAGCGUGCUCUGUCUCCUCCUCCUACGAACGACCACCAAAAGGCGUUCGAUAGCCUCUUUGGCCAGUCUUUUGCCGCUCCCUUAGCAGCUGGCCCACCCUUUACCUCUUUCCGUGCCGAGUCGCCGCAGGCCAUCACCAAGUCUCCCGUUACCUCCAAUCUCCCAACUCCGUCUGUAUCCCCGCCCCCUGGUUCUCUGCCUGGCGCUUUCCCUGGCCUCGCGUCUGAGAUUCCGCCCCCUGGCUUUCUGCCUGGCGCUUUCCCUGGCCUCGCGUCUGAGAUUCCGCCCCCUAGCCAGUCCCGCCAACUCACCCCAAACUUUCUCCCAUUCGGUGAGGCCCGGUCUGUCACCUCGUCUACUAUGGUUUCCCCGCCCGGUAGCCGAUUUGGUGGUCCUGAUGGUUCGGGCCUUGGAACCCCAUCGCAGGUUGCUAGUGACCAGGGUGGGCCACCCUCCUUAACCGCAUCCAGCGAGUACAGCCGUGCUCCGACUUCGACUAUUGAAGGUACUCCCACUCAUUCGCCGUUUGAGGAGAUUCCGACUGCAUCCGAAACGGUGGCCGCGGCACCUGCGAUUGCGCCCAUUGAGCAGGCCACGUCUGCGAUUUCCCCGACUUCCACCGGGAACCAGGAGACGGCGAAGGACUUGUCUUUUGACGAGCUGUUUGGGAGCAAGGCCCACAAGCGAUCUGAGUCUCAGAAGGAGAAUGACUUCGAGGAGGCGUUCGCUACUAUGGGCCUUCCUGGGGCUGAGAAGACUAAUGGUGCUGCUGCUGCUGCUACCCCGUCGGAGUUCCCUCCUAUUCAGGAGUUGCACCACGAGGAGGAUGAGGACGAGAGCUCGGAUGACGAGGGCCCUCUGGGCUUCGAUGAUAACUUCACUCCUGUCUCGCCCACAACGACUAAGAAAGAGAAGCAGUCCGACUCCAUCGACGCUGCUCAACUUGCUGCUUUCCCCGCCCCGGGCACGGCCCAGCCGCCAGCAGCGGAUGCUCAGGUGAGCCCUCCUAAGUAUGAUGACAGCAUCGCCAAUGAUGAUACCCACAUGCCCCCGGAGUUUGAUGGUCUGUUGCCAGAGCGUGCCGACCCCACCGUUGCUCCAGAUGCUCCCCACUCAGUCGAAUCCAGCACUGGUGCACCCGUGAUUGCCAACGAGCCUCAACGGGACUCGGUCUCAGAAGCCGUUCCAGCACCUGCUCGUGGGGCAAAGACGGGCGGACCCGAUUUCGAGGCCGCCUUUGCUGGACUUGAUCUUGCCCCUGCGACGGAAGCAGAGGACGACGAAGACGACGAGGAUGAGCCCGAGAGCCAUGAGAAGAAGAACACCUCGGACUUUGACUUCUCGUUCGACUCACCUUCCCAGAACAAGCACGGUGCUUCCUCCAGCAGCGAUGCUGGCCAGGCUGGAUCCUCUGAUUUUUUCUCGUUCGAUAAUAAUGUCCAAGCUGCGACCACCCAGCCUGCCAUUUCCCCAAACGGAGGCAACUCCAAGGCUGCAGGCCAUGACUGGGACGCACUCUUUGCUCCACUCGACGGUGCCAAGCCCGCCGCGGACCAGACUGCCAAUGGCGCGAGCUCCAAGCCCCCCGGCUGGGCUCUCAACACCGACUCUGGCGAAGAUGACCUGAUCCUGCAGCGAUUGACGGGCAUGGGCUUCCCUCGCGACGACUCGCUCGCAGCCUUGGAGAAGUUCGAUUACAACCUGGAUAAGGCCGCGGACUACUUGACCUCGAAGCCCUGA
Molecule: messenger RNA, 3927 nt
Organism: Penicillium canariense
Lineage: Eukaryota; Fungi; Ascomycota; Eurotiomycetes; Eurotiales; Aspergillaceae
Product: EF hand domain protein
Exons: 6
Coding region: 1-3927 (1308 amino acids)
Biological process (GO): endocytosis; endosomal transport
Cellular component (GO): plasma membrane; cytoplasm
Molecular function (GO): protein binding; calcium ion binding
Source: RefSeq, a predicted model, not a curated record